CUUGCACUUACCAUACCCUGGUGUUGCCUGGGAAACCCUGCAAUGGAAGGAGGACCUAGGUAUCUUGAUCCCAGCUCCGUGCUCACACUAUGUCACAAGCAUAGCCCAUGGUCCCCACAUUGGUACCUCUGUGGAUCCAUGUGAAAUCCUGUUAGGAGGCUGAGGGGCACGGAGAAGGGGCUCAGUUUCCCCACAUGGCAUUCCCUUUCCUCUUGAUUUGGGGAAUACCAAAGGCUAGGCACCUCCUGGGCUACUCUAACAGCUGGUGACAUAGGGACCCCAUGCCUGGGGUGGGGAACAGAAGACACAACAGACUGUGAUGAAAUAUGGACACACGUGCACGCACACACACACACACACACACACACACACACACACACCUCAGAAACCCAGAUAAACGUGUGCGGCACAUGCAUGGGCCCAUGUGUGCAUUCACAGCCACACCCACCCUGGACGGACAUGUGAGCAGGAGACAUCCUUGCAGGGGAAGGAGCAUGGGUUUUGAAAUAGACAAAAAGUCUAUUUCCUUGAAAAGUCUGUCUUCAAAAAGAACUCUAGUUUUUUUGGCUGUGACCUUGGUGUUUUAGGAACCUUGGCUAAAAGAUCAGGGUGGGGGGGUCCUCCAUUCUCAUUGCCAGGUCCCCCUAAUCUUUCAACAGGAGUGAAGAGAGAGUGUUGGGCUAAACUGAGAUGGCCUGCCCUGCGAGCUUAGCCCGCUUCUGCUGAGGCCCACCGGAGAGAGGUGGCCUCUUUCUCUCGCGGAGCCAUUUCAAAGCAGCAGGCACGCAAGGCUGCUCGUGACAGCACAGCGUGUGAACGUCACAGACCAGCUCGUGUGUUUGCACCUCCCCUCGUUGUGACCUGUACAAACCGUGUCCUCGCCUGAUGCAUCUCGCGUGUUGUGAGGAGUAAACAGAGUGACCUGUGGCCAGCACUUUGCACGUGGACAGCUUGGAACAAGCCCUUGGGAAGUGCUCACCGUCGCCCGGCCCGUGGCUGCGCCUGGGACGGUGUUUCCCCCAAGCCUGUUUAUCACGGCCAUUUGCCUCCAGAUGAGGGGGACGUUGCCACAUGUUAGCUAGGGCAGUUUACCAUCUAGGCUGUUUUCUAAUCUGUAAAAUUGGGAUAACGAUAGCACCUACUUCUCGGAGUUGCUUCAAGGACGGAUUACUUGUGCAAGAGAGUCGGGCCUGUCCCUCGGGACUGGAGCUGCCCACUGUGUUGCUGGAGAUGGAGCGGAGCCGGCGGGCCCAGGAACAGCUCCUGUGGGACUUGGAGCUGCUGACUGGGGCGGGGCUGGGCCUCUUCUGGCCCCCCCGGGCCCAGUUCUGCGGUCUGAGGGACCCGGCCCAGUGUGCAUGGAGCCAGCGCAGCAAGCCCCGUGGUAGGAUGGGUAGGGGCCCCGAGCAGCCGAACAGCUGGAGUUCCAGGCCAUGCCCAUUGCCUCAGGCUGGGGACUCCCUGAGCCAGAACCAUCAGCUUCCUGAGGGGGGGCUGGCGGUAGUCCCAUCAUCAGCCCUGGAUCUGGGUGAAGCUGGGAGUCACAGAGACCCAAGGCGGGCGAGCCCUGCUCUGCCUGCAGAGUCCACACCUGGUACGCGGACACCUUGGCCGGGCGGCCAGACUAGAGCUGGAGGAGGCUGCCUACAAGAGCUGAACCCCACCACCAGCUUUGGGGACCCAGGAAGUUCUGAGUUCAAGAACCUGGCCCAGAGGGCAGAGAGGAGACAAGCAGGACCCACAACCCAGAGGCCCUGUCAACAGCCAUCCGUGAAUGUAGGCGGUCGAAAGCUCACUCAGGGAGCCCCAAGGCUCUGGGGCCUGCCCUCCCGGGGCCUGCCAGAACCCCAGGUUCCCCUGGAGGGGCUGGGCUGGAGCCUGGGCCGGGAGAGAGCAGAACUUCAGAAACUGCUGAGGAUCGAGAUUCCUCAGAGGCAGAGAGAGGGGGACCCUCAGGAGCAGAAAGAAGAGAGCCCCCAGGGUCAGAGAGGGGAAGCCCCCCAGGGGGAGAGCAAAGAAGUUCCUUCCAGACACAGAGAGAAGACACACCAGGGUCAGAGUGCGGAGGCCACUCAGGCUCUGAGGGAGGAGGUCUCUGAGUAUCCCAGGUGUGAGGCUCCCCAGAGUGAGAGGAGAGAGUCUCCUCAAGGUCAAAGAGGAAAUAGCCCUAAGUGUCAGAGAACGGAGGUUCUCCAGGAGCCACAAGACCCGGAAAUGAAGACCUUUCAGACUUCCCCAGGCCCUAACGGGGAGGUGGCUGAGGGAGAGGUGCCUACACAACCCCCGGAGGAAGGCGGCUCCCUGGGAAUUUCUAGGGUUCUCUGUAGGUCCCUGGGAGAACAGAUGCCACAGCAAAGGGGUAGGGAGAGCCCUGGCUCCGGGGAAAGGGCCGCCCAGCGGCGAGAGUCAGCACCGGGCGCGGGAGAGCAGAGGGCCUCCGGGGAGUGGGUACGGACUCCCCUUCCACCCCCGAGGCCCCCGACCCGGCCGCUGCUCCCAAGCCCAGGGGCCGAGACGCUAGAGGCCCCAAGCACUGGGAGCUCGGGGCAGCAGGAGCGCCCCGCAGCUCCCCGGGGGCACCCAGGGCUGGUGCCCGACCCGCACGGGCUUCAGGACCGGGAAGAAAGCCCAGGCCCGGCGGAGCAGGUGCCGGGCGCCGGCGGGGAGCCGAGGGGCGACGCGGAGGCCCCCAAGGCCUCGAAGGCCGCGUGGCCCUGGCCCCCGGGCAGGGAGAAGGCGUCGGCGGGCGUGAGCGCGGUGCAGCAGGAGACCGCUCUGCAGCGGCUGCUGGAGCUGCACCGCGCGGCCAGGCGCCGGCGGCGGCAGGAUCGCGAGCAGCAGCGGCUCCGGGUCUUGGAAUGCCUCCGCAUCGCCAGGAACCGCCACUGCCGGGUGCACCCUCUGGGGCCCCCACCCAGCCCAGCUCAGCUCCAGCCACAGGAGGACGCGGCGGGGCAGCGGCGAGCCCUGCGGCAGCAGCUGCAACAAGUGCAUCGGGAGAGGACCCGGCGGCUGCGGGCCCUCGGGGCCAGGAACACCCAGAACUUCCAGCAGCUACUGUGGCCUCGCACUGAGGACACUUUGCCAGGAGAGGAGCCCUCGCCCUUCGCAGCCCCAUCUAGUCAUUGCUGAAUCCUCAAAGGGAUGAUUAAAGAGAUGAGGAUUAAAGAAAAAGCAAGUGCAGGUUAGAGGGAGUUUCAAGAAAGGCCCCCAACGCUGCCUCGGGGCCUGGGAGGGCCAGAAACACACACAGCAGUUCAGUCCCACUAGAAGGCGUGUUAUUUCGUCUUCCCUCCCCUAACUCCACUGCCCGGCCAAGGUCAGAGAGCCAGGUCCCGGGGGUCAAGCAGUGCGAAGGCCCCAUUCUUUCGGAAGAAUGAUUCGAUGCGGCACAUCUUACAGGAGACCAGUUCUUGCUUCACCGGGGGGCCUGGGAAAAAAUGUCAGAGGCCAGGAAUGAUGGGUCCUGGGAAAGGGAACUUGGCCAGAGCAUGGGAGCCCUGCCUUCCUAGCCCUAGGAAUCUGCCUGUAUUGUAUCCACUUUGUAUCCUUUGUGAAGGAAUAAAAAGUGCUUCUGAGGAAUGGGAGCUGUGGGCAAA
Messenger RNA from Acinonyx jubatus (cheetah), 3599 nucleotides. RefSeq names its product collagen alpha-1(I) chain-like. The coding region runs from base 1072 to 3132 and encodes 686 amino acids. The record is from RefSeq and is a predicted model, not a curated record. The transcript is spliced from 10 exons. NCBI's taxonomy places the organism in Eukaryota, Metazoa, Chordata, Mammalia, Carnivora, Felidae.